Molecule: messenger RNA, 5896 nt
Organism: Engraulis encrasicolus (European anchovy)
Lineage: Eukaryota; Metazoa; Chordata; Actinopteri; Clupeiformes; Engraulidae
Gene: rbfox2
Product: RNA binding fox-1 homolog 2
Exons: 13
Coding region: 835-2238 (467 amino acids)
Biological process (GO): nervous system development; regulation of alternative mRNA splicing, via spliceosome
Cellular component (GO): cytoplasm; nucleus
Molecular function (GO): mRNA binding
Source: RefSeq, a predicted model, not a curated record
GACAGGGCUGAUUGGGAGAAAGGGAGAAGAGGGGAGACUGAAGAAAAGAAAGCUGUGAAGCAAAAUAUACGACAGAGUUCUUUGUUUUGCCUAAUCAAUUGAAACGACCGACGAGAGGAUUAAAGUAAAAAAGGGGGGGCUCCAGGUCGAACACUACGACAGCUAUGCUUACGAGGCAAAUGUCUCGUUUAUAGGCUAAUCAGUAGGAUUAGGAGGACAUGUUUUAGGGAAUAGCCCUUCCGUUAAGGUAGGAUAUGGUCCUUCUUUUUAAAAUAUAGCAUAUCCUCUGCGCGCAAAUGCAGGACCGUUGCGCAGAGAUAUCGUGACUGAAUAUUCCAGUAUUUACCGAGAUCGCAGCAACUUCAUGUAGCGCUUUGCCGUUUCAUUGUUUGAUUGCUUUAGUUUCACCGACCUGGAAAUAAGAUAUUUCAUUUUUAUUUCGCACAUCAUCUGUGUAAGAUUCAUAUUCGCUUUGAGGCCUGUGGUGAACUUGUGCGGAGCCUAAAGUAACGUUCUUCAGCGAUACAUUUCACCUACAUUGGGCCUAAUAAGCGUGUUAAUUUUUUGCUGAAAUAUUUCCAAACCUAUCGUCUUUGAGAGGUUCAUUAUUUCGUAUCACUCUCGGGCAUGGUUUACAGUAGCCUGCUACGUCCCACGAAAUAACAGUAGUAUGACCUUUACAGUUAUUAUCAUUUAUGUUGACAAAGAUCUUUCUAGGAAGAAAAGCGAGUGAUAAUCUGAAUCUUAAACCUAAGUGGGGUGUCUUGGGGGGAAAGGCAAUUGUUAUCUAACACAAUUUUUAGACCGCAGACAUAGUAAACUGCAGCUUUAUCAAUGUUAAUGUCGACCGACGUUGCAUCAAUCAUGUUACCGAUGUCCCGGCCACUGCUGGACCGGGAUAGAGACUUGGACGCAAUGGCAGGAGUGCACGCCAACUCGACCGGUGGUUCAUCGACCGUCAGGGGAAUGAAACGGGGAGAUCCUGAGCCAGAUGCCCAAACGGCUGCUGCUCUGACCGAGUCGCCGGGGGCAGAGUGCAAGCGUCCACGAAUCGACGGGUCCGGCGGAGUCGGAGAGCUUGGGCAGAACAACGACCCCCUGACGAUGAGUUACCAUGGAUACCCACCUCCUAGUCAGGGCUCUCAGGACUCCAUGGCCACUCAGGAGGGGCUGGUGCCGCCCCCCUUCUCCACCUUCCCUCCUCCCCCGCCUCCUCCGCCCCAGAACGGCCUGCCGCUGGACUUCACGGGCGGACUCUACCAGACGGCCGCGGGCCAGGGCCCCGUGGACGCCACGCCGGGCAUCAGCAACCCGGCCGCCUCCUCCAACAGCCUCAGCACCCAGCAGUCGGACGGCUCCUCUCAGGUGGACGGCCACUGUGGCUCAGUGUCGGGGUCGGGGGUCGUCGCGGUCAUCGAGGACCACUCCGAUUCCAAGGUGACCCCAAAGCGGCUCCACGUCUCCAACAUCCCCUUCCGCUUCCGGGAUCCGGACCUGAGGCAGAUGUUUGGGCAAUUUGGGAAAAUCCUCGACGUAGAGAUCAUAUUCAACGAGAGAGGCUCAAAGGGCUUCGGGUUCGUGACGUUCGAGACGAGUGUUGAUGCAGAGAGAGCGCGGGAGAAGUUACACGGGACCAUCGUGGAGGGCCGCAAGAUUGAGGUCAACAACGCCACGGCCAGAGUGAUGACCAAUAAGAAGAUGGUUAGUCCCUACACUAAUGGAGACGCGCUGACGACGCUACCCUACGCGGGCUGGAAGUUGAGCCCUGUGGUGGGAGGCAUGUACGCACCCGAGCUCUACGCUGGGGAGACGCUGGUUCCAGGGUUCCCCUAUCCCACUGCGGCCGCCGCCGCUGCAGCCGCCACCACCGCCGCCUCGUUCCGCGGAGCCCACCUGCGAGGGCGGGGUAGACCGGUCUACGGGGCCGUGCGAGCAGCCGUACCCCAGCCGGCCAUCCCAGCAUACCCAGGCGUGGUGUAUCAAGACGGCUUUUACGGCGCUGCUGACCUCUAUGGAGGUUACGCCGCGUAUCGCUACGCUCAACCGACGGCCGCCGUAGCCGCCGCUCCUACGGCUGCCGCCGCCGCAGCUGCUGCCGCGUACAGUGACGGCUAUGGCCGGGUGUACACAGCCGAUCCCUACCACGCUGCCCUGGCCCCGGCUGCAGCUGCUGCCUAUGGAGUAGGAGCAAUGGCCACGUUGUACAGAGGUGGAUACAGUCGAUUUUCACCAUACUGAUGAGUCUUUCACAGAACAUCUCCCCCUCCCGCUCUUCCUCUUUGGAUACUCUUUUAUGGAUUCAAAAGAGUUCCCCCUACAACUUUGGAGUACAAUUGCCCCCAACCCCUCUCUCUCUCUCUCUCUCUCUCUCUCUCUCUCUCUCUCUCUCUCUCUCUCUCUCUCUCUCUCUCUCUCUCUCUCUCUCUCUCUCUAUCUGUGGUCUUUGUAGGAUUCAUAUUAUAUCAGAUGCACAUGCUCGUGGUACAGCAAGUAUACUGUAUAUUAGUAAGGAAAACAGUUGUAUGGUAUGGACACAAUGCAAGUUUAUUUCCAUAUUGAAAACAGUUACCCACCGAUUGAAUUCGAACAAAGAAAAAAGAAAGAAGAACAAAAAAGAAGAAGAAAAAACAUGGCUGGUUUUGAAAAAAAAAAAUAUUGCACGGCUCCAAGCUCUUUGAACAGUUAAUCCUUUCUAUGACUCAUAUCUCUGCACAAACGCAUGAAGUUGAAAGUUAUGGCCUCAAAAAAUCUUCCAGUUUUCCAGUGAACUUUUUUGCACACACAAAAAAAAAUCAUGAACUUCGCCAUUUGCAAACGGUCUUUGGGGAAAGGACUUGAGACAACGUUUUGGCUGGCUGCACUGCGUCGCCUGAAAUCAUUACACCACAUAAAAUAUACACACACACACAAACUCUCUCUCACACACACACACACACACACACACACACACACACACACACACACACACGCGCGCGCACGGGCCACUCGGGCUUCCAUGGACACCAAGGAGGGGGGGGGGGGGUGAGGAGGGUUUGGUGAGCGAGCGGAGGAAGACGGACAAGGUGUUGGCUGAUGAGCUCGAAGGGACGGGACGAGCGAAAGCACAAAUGAUGACGAUGCAAAGAUGACACCUCAGCACCCUUUGAGGACUCAAAAAAAUCCUGGGUACACUUUGAGUGCAUUCCAAUAUGCGACCUUGCCUCCUCCACUUGUGCUUGUUUCCUCGUACCAGGAAGUAAUAUGUCAUGAUGACAUCACUGACAACAGCAUUAUAAUUCAAUAUCUUGCAAAAGCUCAAUUGUAGAGUCUUUUUCUCAUUUGCAAUUGGGAUGGUGAGUGAAAAACAGUCCCUCAAAAGUUGUUGUGGCUAGGCUGACAGCUGGGAAACUUUAUCGUUUUCCCCAUAGAGGAGGGGCCAGGAGGCGGGACGAGGAGACAAGUACAAGUGGAGGAGGCAAGGUCGCAUAUUGUAACGCACUCUUAACUUGACGUGCCGCUGCAUAACACAUUCAUAGCAGCUGUUAUACACUUUGCAUGAAGGAUUCAUGACUGUUUCGUAAGACAUUCAUUACCAAACCUUUCAUAAACAUGGAGGACUAAAGGACAGCACCUUGUCAGAAAUAAAAGUUUUGCAGCAUCGCUUUUUUUGUGCUGCUUUGUUUAACUUUUAUUUUGACAUUAGCUGUCCUUCCGUACCCUAGGACUAGGUUCAUGAAAGGUUUGGUAUGAAUGGGUCAUGAAACAAUUAUGAAUGCUUCGUACAGACUUUAUAGCUGCUGUUACGAGUCUGUUAUGCAGGAACACGUCAAGUGAAGUGUUACCGAAAUCCCUUUCUUUAGUUUUGACAUUAGAGGGUUAGAGACGCAUUCUCAUAGUCUGUUACAGGCCACGGUAAUAUCUCAUGCAGAGUGGUUGUUCUAGAGGUUUUCACACGUGACAUUUGUUGACAUUUACUUUGGAUGACCUUAAAAGACAAUUAUGUUGUACAUUUACCUCACAAAUUGUCGAUUGAAAUGCAACCUUUAAAUUUGAUAGAUACCAUAUGCAAAGACACUAGUUAGGCGAAUAAAUAUUGUUAUUAUUAUUAUUAUUAUUAUUAUUAUUGUUAUUACUAUUAUUAGUGACAUAGACAUGCAAUCUUAUUGCGGUGAGGUGAUUGUGACCCCCCCUGCUUUAUGAGAGAAAGAGUCCUCCAAAGCCAUAACUGUAUUUCUCCACGCAUACAGUACAUGUGUACAGUUAUAAUUAGUUGAUAUUGAUCAGGUUACCUUACCGCUCUACAGAAAUAUUGGCCUGUUUUGUUUUUUUGAGAAUGCACAGUGGAUGACUUAUGCAGUUUUACAUUAAAUGAGAACUAUUUUUACUUAGUCAGAAUGCAAUCCCCUGCGCAUUCUCCCUCCCUGGUUUUGACUGUAGUUUAGCUGAUAAUGUAUGCAAGUAGCUGCCAACCUUGAGAAUAAAAAGUAACUAUAAUAUCCUAUUUAAAGUAUGAAAAAGUAAAAGAUUAAUUGUUUUUAUAUCUAUAUUCUGAAUGUUGAAUGCUUUUUUUGUUUGUUUGGUUUUGGUCUUGUUUUCUUUUUGUUUGUGUGUUUUUUUUUUCUUUUUUUCUUUUGUUCCAAAGAUUUGUCAAAAGCACAUUUACAGUUGACUUCAGUAUAAGAUCAGCCUUAGUAUUGUCGGUGUUAUCACUCUUACUUUCCCCAAAGCUGGGUUUCUUCUUUCUACCAUACGUCACUUGAAAGGAUAUACUGCCCAAAAGCAUGCUCAAUCUUUCUUUCUUUCUUUCUUUCUUUCUUUCUUUCUUUCUUUCUUUCUUUCUUUCUUUCUGCAGAUGUGGGUUUUAUGUUUAAAGACCAUCUUUCUUUAGACCUCGGCUUUAGACGCUGGGUCCUGUUAGGAUGGUACAGUAAAGCUGACGUGAUGAAAGUUGUUCUAAUGGGAACUCCAGUCUGCGCCUCAGUGGAUUGACAUGACGACAUAUCUGGUGAUUGUUUUGGGGGCGUGAUGAUCGUAUAGGAUCUUUAGUGGUUAUUGGAUCGAGCCAUAUUUCAACACCUCUCCGAGAGCGGGGAGUGGUUUUGGUAGUAAUAUAGUGAAUAAUGAACAAUACUUUUUUAUAUAUAAUAAUCAAGGUUUACAAUAGUCAAUAAGCCUCUGAUGGGAGAUAUUUACCAGAGGGAUUGAUUUAAGUCCAUUUUUCCCGCUUACUUUGAAAAAAAAAAGGACUAAAUGCAUUUCAUGAUAGGAGAGAUAGUUGAAGAUGAAAAAUGUGAAAAAUCAAUUUGUAACUUCGGGUUAGAUAUAGUUUAUUCCUCUGGCAGCGCAGUCCAGCAGAGUAUUUUAUAGAGGUCAAUUUAAAUACUAUAGGAAACAAUAAUUUGACUGCUACAUGUCAUGUAAAUUAUGUCAUGUUAUUAUUUUUUUCCUUUUUUAAGUUUAGGCACUUGGCCUGCAAGCUGUCCCUUUUCUCCUUUCAGUGUUACAAAGAAGGCAAACUGGUCCUUUUCCUUUUAAGAUUACACCACCCCAUUACCCCACACAUACUGGUAUUUUAAGAGGAACAUUUGCCAUUUUGUGAUGGAAUUCAAACACUGACCCACUCUUUCAAGCCAAUGUGUUAACAUGUUAUCAGCGAUGGUACUAUGGCUAUUUCUUUCCAACGUGAUUCAGUUCUAAACUGGCUGCCGGCUGCAGUUGGUCGGCCUUGGAAAGGAGGCGUGGAAGAGACUGUUGUGUCCAGUGAUCCCCCAUUCUGCACCUUACCAUAAUGUUUAGCCUUUGGUUUGAAAUGCACGUGGCUGUUUUUUUAUUAUUAUAUUAUUAUUAUUAUUAUUAUUAUUUUAAUUCCUCUGUCAACUGAUGCCAUUUGUGUUGGUCUUUGUAACUGAAUGUCCAU